Messenger RNA from Plasmodium gonderi, 1836 nucleotides. RefSeq lists its product as hypothetical. NCBI's taxonomy places the organism in Eukaryota, Apicomplexa, Aconoidasida, Haemosporida, Plasmodiidae. Bases 1 to 1836 code for a protein of 611 amino acids. Gene Ontology annotation, molecular function: transcription coregulator activity; RNA polymerase binding. Gene Ontology annotation, cellular component: nucleus. The transcript has 2 exons. The record is from RefSeq and is a predicted model, not a curated record.
AUGAUGGAUGUGAUGAGUGAUGACGUGGGAGUGGACUCUGGAAAGGGAGAAAAUCAAAUGAACGAGGAGGUACCACAUGUCGACGUUAAAAAAGCCAAAGUGGACGAGGUUAUUCCACAUGUCGAUGCUGAAAUAGCAUGUACAGGGAAGUAUGAUCACUUGUCAAGGGAAAUGCAGGAAUACUAUGUAGGGGUGCCAUACAGCUGGGAAUAUGUAGAAGACAGCAAGGGGUGGUUCGUAAUCGAAACGAGCAAGAAUUAUAAAUUUUAUUUUAAUAAAAAAACAAAUGAAAAAACAUGGAAGUGUCCAAAGGAGGUGGAAAUUUUGAUGAAGAAAAAACAAGGCAAACGAGCUAUUAACAAAUCGGGAGAAAAGAACGAUAACUGCCAUUUUAGUGACGAGCAACAUUGCAAUGGCUAUGGAACUACAAAUGACUAUGCUAUAGGAGAUAACAAAUCAUGUGGCAUAACAAACUCUAAAUGGAGAAAUAGUUAUGGAAAAAUUGAUAUGGAAAAAAUUUUAAGGGAAUAUAAAGACCUUCUAAUUGAGAAGAACAUGGACAAGUUUUGUAAGUACGAUAAUGUGUUAGCACAUAUUUUGUAUGACCAAAGGUAUUUGAAUGUGCCAAAAGAAUUGAGGAAGGAAUAUUUUCACAAAAUAAUAAAAGAAAUUGAUGAAGAUAAAAAAAGAGAACUAAAAAUGUUAAUAGAAAAUUUUCAAAAUUUAUUAAGUAAGGUGGGUGACGAAAUUGUAUACCCAUUUAAUGAGUCAGAUGCAAUUUCCCUUUUGAAAGGGAAAGAAGGGUUUGAAGGGAAUCACACGAAAAAUUGGAAUUUUACGAGAAAUAAAUUAUUAAAAGAAUUUUUAGAAAAAAAGAAAAAAGAUAUGGAAAAGGAGAUGGAGCAAAAUUUCGAAAUUGUUUUAAAUAACCAUUUGAAAGAGGCAAGUCCGGGGGGGUGGAUUAAAAUAAAAAAUAAUUUAGGAAAAAAUAAAAAGUAUGAAAUUUUAUCUUAUGAUAAAAAAAAUCAAAUAUUUCAAAGCGUAAGUCAGAAACUGUUAGAAAAACGGAAAAAUAAAUGUUCACCAAAUGAUCAGGAAUUAUAUCCCCAAAGAUCUCGUGGAUCCCGUACAUGGGAGCAUGAUGAGAAAACCUCAGUUCGACAUUCAAAAGACGGACGUGUUAGUGGAAAGGAAAGGGCAAAUAUGGAUGAAAGAAACCUUUUUUUAAGCCUCUUACACGAGAAAUUAAAGAAGCCAACUAUGGACGAGAACAUUUUGAAAUAUGACACAUUUCCAAUGAAAAAAUAUUCCAAUUUUGAAGAUGCUUUUAAAAUCCCAACUGAUCUUACAAAAGAUGAAAGAUACAAAAAUAUCCGUUUAAGUGACAUGGAAAAAUUUGACUUGUACAAAAAAUUCAUUAACAGUUACAUAAAUUCGAAACGAGAUAUGUUCGAAAAGCUCCUACACGAAGUUCCUAUUAAUUAUGUUAACAAGUCUAUACAUGAUAUUAUAAAAUUGGUCGACAAGGAAGACAGAAUUUUUACGUCCAUAAAAUUGGAACAUUUGGAAAUGGUUUUUUCGAAAUGGAAAAAUUACAAAAUUAGGGAGGCAAAAAAAAUGUUUACGGAUUAUUUAAAAAAAUCGAAUUUUGUUAAAUACAAUUCGGACGAACGAGACAAUUACGAGAGACUACUUGGAGUCCUAUCUCAGGAUCUAAGCUACGAACUACUGAAGUGCGUUCCCAUGGAAAGAGAAAGUAUUAUAAAAGAAAGGAUUAAGGAGUUAAAAGCAGAACACGAGAAAAAUAAAAAUUUAGCAGAAAAACUGAACCGUUAA